This is a messenger RNA of Misgurnus anguillicaudatus (oriental weatherfish), 2483 nucleotides long. It is a transcript of the gene tal1, whose product is annotated as T-cell acute lymphocytic leukemia 1. Gene Ontology annotation, biological process: regulation of transcription by RNA polymerase II. Lineage: Eukaryota; Metazoa; Chordata; Actinopteri; Cypriniformes; Cobitidae. Gene Ontology annotation, molecular function: DNA-binding transcription factor activity, RNA polymerase II-specific; protein dimerization activity; RNA polymerase II cis-regulatory region sequence-specific DNA binding. The record is from RefSeq and is a predicted model, not a curated record.
AGCGCGCGCUGGACGUGAUGUGGAAUUAUAUAGACCUCACUUCCAGUUUCCACGCAGCACUCCAGUGCAUCUAAAACCUCAGACAUGGAUGACCCUCCACAAAAUGGCUCCAUGCAUACACUAACAUCCACCGCAGCCCGACGACGGUGACCUCGAAGGGAGUUAUUUUUUUGGGCUUUACGAUUUCCAUUGGAUACUACUAACAACCUGCGCCUUUUCUGGUUUUUGGAAAACUGCUUGCAUUAAACGAUGAUGGAAAAACUGAAAUCCGAGAAAUUUCCGCUCAGCCCGAGCAGCACGGACGACUGUGCCUCUCCCCCACGCCACCCCAACACGACUUCCUCAGGUUUGGCACCCGUGGAGGAGGGAGAUACAUGCGGGAAACAGGAAGGCACGACGCCGGAGAAAGGAGAGCAUCGCCUCCCCGAGGAGCGAUGCAACGGGACUCUCAUCCUUAAUGGCGUUGCCAAGGAAACGGCGUACCACGCCACCGAGCUAAAAAAGGAAGUGCCGGUGAUCGAGCUGUCCAGGAGAGGAGGGACUGCGGAUAUAAAAGGCAGGGAGCUCAAGGCAGACGACAGCCACAAGGUGCAAACCACAGAGCUGUGUAGACCACCGAUCCCACUGCCGCUGCCACCCAGAGACCCGCUGAGUGAAACUCGAAUGGUGCAGUUGAGUCCACCCGCUUUCCCUCUCCCGGCCCGAGCGAUGCUCUACAGUAACAUGGCGCAACCGCUCACCACUAUUAACAGUGGUUAUGUCGGAGAAUCGGAUCAGUAUGGGAUGUAUCCCAGCAGUCGGGUGAAACGAAGACCUGCGCCUUAUGAAGUUGAAAUUAGCGAUGGUUCGCAGCCGAAAAUCGUCCGACGGAUCUUCACGAACAGCCGCGAGCGCUGGCGGCAGCAGAACGUGAACGGCGCCUUCGCCGAGCUCCGCAAGCUCAUUCCCACCCAUCCACCAGACAAGAAGCUGAGCAAGAACGAGAUCCUACGCCUGGCCAUGAAGUACAUCAACUUCCUCGCCAAGCUCCUCGACGACCAGGACGACAUGGUCGGGGGCGAAGCCGCCCGAGAUGCGACCCUGGUGCGGAGCAACCUCCUGCAGGAGAUGCUGAGCCCAAACUCCAGCUGCGGAAGCUUGCUGGACGGGGACGCCAGCCCGGAGAGCUUUACCGAGGACCAGGACUCGUCCGUGGACUCCAGACCUUCAGCAAGGGGACUGCAUCAUUCCAGCCUCAGCCUGGAUGGGAACGCCCAGCGAUGACUGCUCGUGCUCUUAUGUGUGGACCUAAAAUACAGUAUGUUUAUGUUGUGUGCAAGCAUAUUCUUACGUAUGAAGCUGUUUUCUUCGCGCUUUGAUACUGAGGUGCCCUCCGUGGUGAAACACUGGUACAGAGGGGUAAAUACUCGGUCAGGAAAUACUGGAUCACCACCUGUAAACAAAAAGGCAACAGGAUUUUCUGAAUGGUACCUUUUCUUGUGUUCCAACCCACAUCUCAUCAGGUACACUGUUGGUAAGGUUAUUGGAAACAGUUGGGAAGGAUGUUCGACAUACCAGUUUCAAAUCGAAAAAGGCGUAAAAGCUUUGUUAAAGUAAAUUAUAUUAUGCAGUAGCUCAUUACAGAAAGGCCCUGGCAUCAUUACUACGGCUUUGUUUUGGAUCAAACUGUGUACAUAAGGAAAUCAGAAGGGGUGAUGACCUCGGUAAGGUUGUAUUUGUUAACAUUAGUUAAUGCAUUAGUUAACAUGAACAAUUGUAUUGGGAGUAACUAACAUUACGUAAAACGUAAUAGUUGGAUCUAAUUGGUAACACUUUUUUUUUAGGGGUUACCAAUUGAAGUAAUUUUUUAACUUAAUCCAACAAUUGAACAUUUUACAGUGUAAUACAAAUUUACAUUUACAAAUGUUAACAAAUACAACUUAUAUAUUUAUAUAGUAUAAAGGCAAUAGCAACAAAAUGAAUGCUAUUUGGGAAUAAAGUAUUGCCAUUUUGUAAAUGGUUUUCAGUAUUUGGAAAUAGACAACGCAAAGAAAGCAAAAGCUAUAUGCGAAUAAAGAAUCAUUGUGGUGGAAGAGGUACAAGAGCGUGUACAUAAACCGGGAUGAUGGUCUUUCAUUGACCCGUUCUUUUGCAUUGUGAUUAUGGUACAUCAUUCAUCAGUAUCCAUUUACUCUCAUGUAUUUGUUUGGCUCAACCCCAGCUCAUAUUCAAUGAGUAAUCGUUCUGUCACUUUAUUUGACUUGUAUGAACUUGAUCUGCUUUGUUUAGCAGAGAACUGAGUAACCAGUCUUGGUACCUUUAAGUCUUUUAUUGGCUAUUAAACGAACAAACAAACAAAACAGAAAUGGUUAUUUUGAUGUGAUAUUUAGUAGAAAGACCUUUGUUGUAAGGUGAAAAUCUAUCUAUGAAUAUAUGCAAUGUUAUAUCCCACAAACAUUUUAUAUGAGGAAAAACCCACAAAAAUAAAAAACACAAACCUGAAA